This is a messenger RNA of Trichoplusia ni (cabbage looper), 5076 nucleotides long. RefSeq lists its product as uncharacterized. The coding region runs from base 1910 to 4516 and encodes 868 amino acids. The record is from RefSeq and is a predicted model, not a curated record. The transcript is spliced from 3 exons. Lineage: Eukaryota; Metazoa; Arthropoda; Insecta; Lepidoptera; Noctuidae.
AGAAUUCUGCGAAACGGAAUAACGGGAUGGUAAAACAUUGGUUACCGAUGUUUGCCAGAAAGUCGGGUUUUCGAAAACAGGGGCCAGUCGUAAGACACUUGAGAUACAAUAUUUACUGGCUCUAUAAGGUUGCUGUGAGCCAAGAGGUAUUACGUAAAUAUUUAACGAGGGAUUUGAUACCGAUGUUGGUAUUAUCUCAUUGAUCUUUCGGAUUUACGAUUACAGCUUAUAACUGUUACCUUUUAUCAAGUUCAGAGAAAUUCGGAUAGUCUUUGCUUUGUAGGCUGUCUGCGCUUAUUUUAUCGCGUUUUGAAUCUUUUUGAUGCCUAAGUUGUAUAUCAGAUGUUCUUAGAAACAUCAAUUUGUAAGUUGUUUUUAUUUGAGAAGGUUAAAUAGAAUUUUGGAGAUAAGUGUUAAUCUUUUUAAGCUUACGUUUGGAAUACAUGAAGGUUUAUUUAUGUGUGAUCAUAUACGCGUUUCUGUUAUAGUGUAGGUUCUCAGUAAAAUUAUUAUCGCUGUAUGAUUCUGUAUAGUCUUUUACUACUCUCGUAUUAAGACAAUUUUGUAGUACAAACGCGUGUGGUUAUGCACGCAGUUCCGCUUGUAUCGAUUCUUACGGUUCUUCUUAAUCCCUUUCUUGGAUCUAAACUGUCCUUAACAUCAAAACCGGUUAAAUAGUUUAGCGUGAAAGCGUUAAAGACAAACGCACAUCGCAUUAAUAUGUAGAGUUACUUUAAUAACAAGGUUUCCCACAAUAGUACAAUAUAUGAAGACAGUUAUAGAUUUGAUAAAUGCGUACAAACCUUUCGUAUUUCGUUGGCCAGAAUUAUACAUUACAACAAAUUGAAUGGAUUCAAUUACGAAAUCAUGUCAUAAUUGUAACCACAAAACGUGGUAUUGAUAAAAACAAUACCACGUUUUUAUCAUAUUGUAUCGUUUUUACCAUAUUUGUCGAUUAGCGGUAUGGAUACCUCUCAUAUUACCAUCAUCAUCAGCGUAGCCUUUUCCCAACUAUGUUGCGGUCAGCAUAGAGUCCAAUCCAAUGUAGUAUUUUACUCCUCAACUGGUACUCCUCAACCCAGUUACGUGGACAGUAAGUUACCUCUUAGUAAGACUGGUUUUCAGACUUUAUAGCUUCUUACUACCAAUAACGACUGUCAUAGAUGUAUGAAUAACAGCCGGGACAAACAAUUUACCGUGCUUUGUGAAACACGGAGGAACUCGUAGUAACAUAGAUGGUCAUACGUCCACGGACCGACUGUAUCUAGCGUUGCUUAACCUGCGAUCGAUCAACUUGUGUAAUUAUAGCCUAACUACGAGAUACUGAUGUAUUACUUUUUUGAUUCUCAAAUACUGUAACGUUCUUCUUGAUAGGAACCUGCUUCGGAGCCGCGCUUGAGCCGUCGCUACUUUCAUCCUACAUUGGCAGCUUAACCAAAUAAGACUGUGUUCAACUACCUAUAUUUUUGUGUUGAUAGAUAAUUAUUAAAAGUUUACGAUUUGUGAUAUUGAUGACAAAAAUAAUUUUAUUUUAAAAAGGUGACGUUUUUUCCAGUCCUUACGAUAAAUAACACUUUAGAUUUAUGCAUUUUUAUGAUUGGUGUAAUGGUCGUACUUGCCCACAAUCCGACUGUCCCUGAUUUCAUUCUCCUCAUCCACUAGCGGUAGUCGAACACGACAGGUUUGAUUUCAUCUCAUCUUCUUUCACUGUCAACCCUUUUCCCUGUCAAGAAUUAUAAUAAGACAAAUCGCCUCUUUACAAGAGCAACGUGACAUCUCAUAAAAACGUUUUUUUUUUUAUUUGAUAUUCAAAACCGCGAUGUCGAAUUUUAUUUUCUACAAAAACGCGGUAUUUUAAAAGUGAAUGUUCGAGGAGCUAUGAGUGAAAGAGACGACAUGACCGUGGCAAAUGGCGUUAUCACGUUGUCUCUUUCGGUGUGGCGCACGACUUCGACAACGCGACGCGUUAGUUUGCCCCGCACGCGCAACGAGUGAAGUGCUCCUGCUUUUCACAAAAAACGUGGCAUCACGAGUAUACCACGUUUUUAGUGCAAAGAUGGCAUCACGAUCUAGGAUGUUAGUUCAAUUAGCUACAGGUGUUAAAAAUAAUUUAAGUGUACAACAAAGUGAUUCAAACUCUCAGAUAGAUACUUUAACACAAGAUGAGAAUGAAAAUGCCAAAAGCUCGACCAAUACAUUGCAGACAUCAACAGAAGACAAAGACAUCGCAUUAGAUUCCAUCCGACCUCGUAGUAAUUCGACUAGUAGCAGCGGUUCCUCUAGUUCUAGCAGUUCUUCGAGUUCUAGCAGUUCUUCAAGCAGUGGCCCAUCUGUGUAUCAAGGUAAGUUAAUUUAUAUCCCACUUUUCUCACAAAAUUCGAGGGUAAUUGAUCAAAUCAAUACCACACCACUACACUUCAAGAAUUUUGAUUGCAUUUAUAACGUUUCAGACAGCGACGACUCAGUAAAGGAUCCUGAUUAUGAAGCCCAACCAAAAAAACGUGCUGAGUAUUCUUCUGAUACUGACGUGGAACAAAAUAUCACUACUAACUAUAUAAACAUUUCGGAUGAUCAACAUUUGGUAACAUCUAAUAUAGUUUCAACAAACAUUGAAAACUCCGAGGAACCACUUUCGUCUACAAACGAACAUGCUAUGGUAUCCUACGAUCUCGGUGUCAUAGAGAACAGUGAAUCUUCUGCGAUUGAAAACGUAAGUAAUGGAAAUGCUGUAGGUCUAAUAGUGUAUAAUUCUAGUCCAACUAAAACUGGUAAAAAAAGAAGACUAAAUGUAGCAAACUGGAAAGUCAAUGUAGCUAAACGACUGAGAAAUAGUGGGAAGCCUUAUCAAUCUACCAAAUCAAAAAAAAACAUGCCAAGUCGUGAAUUGAAACCUUCUUGUAAAGAUAAAUGUAAAUUUAAAUGUGGGUUUAAAUUUACAGAGGAGCAAAGACAGACCAUUUUAAAUGAUUAUUGGAGCUUAGGUGCAAUAGAAAAACAAUGGACGUUUAUUGCUAAUAGCGUAGACAUAGUCAUCCCAAAACAACGUUACGUUAAAGUUGAUUCGGAUGGAAAUGUUGCAACUAUUCGAAACAACAACAACGCUUUCUUUUUGACGAUUUCUGGUGAAAAAACAAGAGUUUGUAAAUUGUUUUUCAAAAAUACUUUGGGGAUUAAUAAUCGACCCAUAGAGACUGCUUUGAAAAAGAAAAAUAGCAACACUAAUAUUUCUUCCAUGAAAGAUAACCGAGGUACUCAUUCAAACCAUUAUGCAGUGGACGAAAGCAUUAAAAAUGGCAUCAAAUUGUUUAUUGAGUCUAUACCGAAGAUUGAGUCACAUUAUAUCCGGGCUAACUCAAAACGAAAUUAUAUUGAUGGUAGCAAAGCUGUCACAGAUCUUCAUAGAGAUUAUGUAGAAAAAUGCAAAUCCCAAAACGUCCCCUAUGGAACCUACAUUACAUUUUAUCGUAUUUUCACACAAGAUUUUAACAUUUCGUUUUUCACUCCUAAAAAGGAUUUAUGCGAUAUUUGCGAAGCCUAUAAAAACAUCACAGAUGAAGAGAAACAAUCUAAGAAACAAGAUUAUGAAUUACAUCUUAAGGAAAAGAAUUUGUCUCGUAUUGAAAAAGAAAAAGAUAAGAACAACAAAAAUAUUUUAGUAGCGGUCUAUGAUCUUCAAGCAGUGUUCCAAUGCCCCAAAGGAGACAUCUCAGUUUUUUACUACAAGUGCAAACUAAAUGUACUUAAUUUAACAAUUUAUAACUUACAAAAUAAUUUAGUUGAGAGUUAUGUAUGGGAUGAGUCUAACGCCAAUAGAGGUGUCAACGAAAUAGCUACCUGUGUUUACAAAUACCUGGAGAAAAUUUCGGCAACGGCUGAAGACCUCGAUGUUGUCUUUUAUUCAGACAAUUGUGCCGGACAGCAAAAAAAUAAGUUCAUGAUCUCAAUGUACACUUACGCAGUCAAAACUCUGCCAAAUCUCAGAUCAAUUACACACAAAUACCUCGUUAAAGGACAUACGCAGAACGAGGGCGAUUCAGCUCACUCUCAAAUAGAGAGAGAAGUUAAAAGGCAAUUGAGAUCAGGACCAAUGUAUACACCUGACGCAUUUAUCGGGGCUAUAAAGGCGGCACGGAAAAAAAGCGAGCCAUUUCAUGUUAAUGAAAUGUGCUUCGAUGAUUUUUUUGAUUGGAAAAGUAUAUGCACUCAAAUGAACUUUGCAAUAAUGAAAGAUGAAGACAAUAAUCCUGUGAAACUGGCUGGACUGAAGAUGAUAAAAGUUCAAAGCUCUGAUCCCGAUGCCAUAUUUUUCAAAGAAUCGUACGCUGACGAAUUAUUUAAAAAAGCUAUAGUGGUGAAAAAAAAGAGAAAUCAUAAUAGUCAAAGCAUUAAUUUAGAUUUGCAAAAGGCCUAUCUUCAAAAACCUGGACUAGCAGAGCGAAAAAAAGCUGAUCUCAUGGAUUUGGUCAAUAAAAACCUCAUUCCUAGAUACCACAAGCCAUUUUACGAAUCGUUGUAAUAAGACUGAUUAAGUACAAAGAUUUUUUGAAUUGUAUUUUUUAGAAAUAUUUAAUUGCUACAUUCAAAAUGAUAGUGUUUUUAUUAGUAUUAAGAGAAUUUGUGAUUCUAUGUUUAUGAAGGUUGAUAGCAAUGUUCCUAUUUUGAAUUUCUAAGUACUAUAAAACUGGGUGCCAUAAUUGUGUUAGAACUUAGAAGACGUUAAUUACCAUUAGAUAACUUUAAGUACAGUUAUCUUUUUGAUUUUUUAUUUGUAUGAAAGUAAUUUUUUAGUUACCUUAUAAUUUUAAUUAAAGCUAGUACUAAGUACUAUGUGAUUGAUUGAUCUCUUGUUGAUUAUUGUGCCUUAAACUAAUUUUAUGGUGUAAGUAAGCCAUUGUUUUCGUAAAUUUGAUUUUUUUUAAAUACAAGAUUUUUAUUUUGAUAGUGUGUUUUAUUCAACUUAUCACACAGCGUUACACCUAAAUUUAACACCUUCAAUGUGAUACAUCAAUAUGUUACAAGCAUUUUUUGUCAUAUUUUCAUUAAAAACGUGACAUGUGUGUCUGUGUUUUUUUAAAU